Pedinophyceae sp. YPF-701 is the source of this 1674-nucleotide messenger RNA. Lineage: Eukaryota; Viridiplantae; Chlorophyta; Pedinophyceae. The record is from the annotation of a GenBank genome assembly.
AUGACAAGGAGCCUCCGGCCGCGCCCCCUGACAAGCUCCGUCUCGUCGAGCGAUAAGCUGUCUUCGCGGAAGUACCCCGGCGUGCAGAGCGCCGCUCUCAAGGGGGGCCAACCCAUCGCCGCGAGCGCCCGCCUGAAGCCGCGGUCCAGGAUGAACCCCGGCGACGGCAACGAGCCGCUCCUCGACGACCUCGAGGCCCGCAUGCGGCGCCCACUCGACGGCGAGGGCGACCAGGCGGCCCCGCUCACCAGCAAGGACGAGGAAGACGACCACAAAAGCGACGUCCACGCCUCCGCAGCGCACCUCACGAACGCCAUCGUCGGCGCAGGCAUCAUGGCGCUCCCGCGCGCCAUCGCGGAGCUCGGCAUCCUCCUCGGCGUCGCGUGCCUGAUCGGCUGUAUGGGCCUCGCAGUCUUCACGAUCGAAUCCAUCGUCGUGACGGCCGCGAGGUCGAACUGCCUGACGUCGUACGGCGACCUCAUCAAGACCCGCUUCGGCCCGCGCGGCGCAGCGUCGCUCCAGCUGUCCAUCAUCCUCAACAACUUCGGGGUUAUGUGCAUCUAUCUGCUCAUCAUGAGCGACACCCUCGUGGGCUCCUGGGAGCUCCCCGGGGUCCUUCCGAUCAUCUACAAGACAUCCCCGGGGUCUGUCUGGUGGAUGACCAAGCCCGUCAUCCUCCUCGUCGUCAUCGUCGGCAUCAUCGCGCCCAUGUGCUCCCUGCGCAGCCUCAAAAAGCUCGCGCCCAUCAGCAUGGUCUCCGUCGCCAUCUGCGCCUCGUUCGCACUCGUCGCGCUCUUCCUGGCCGGCAGCGCCGCGUCGCAGGGCAACCUCUCGCGCACGGCGCGCCUGUACCCCGACGCGCGCCUCCUCGGCCGCGACCCGCUCCAGAUCACCGGCUCCAUCCUCCGCAUCCUCCCCAUCAUCAUGACAGCCUACUGUUGCCACUAUACGAUCCACCCCGUGAUGGCGCACCUGGAGGGCUUCUCGGUGCCGCGCAUGAAGCGCGUCGUGCGCACCGCCGUGACCAUCUGCGCGGGCCUCUACGUCACGGCCGGCGUGUCGGCCUAUGCCAUCUUCGGCGACACGACGCGCCCGGACGUCCUGGAGAACUUCACCGCCGGCUCGCUCGACCACAUCGUGCCGUACGACGUCGCGCUCUUCUGCUCGACGCUCAUCAAGGUCCUCUACGCCGGCAGCCUGAUCGGGUCCUUCACGCUGAUCAUGUGGGCUCUGCGGCUCAACGCGUUCGAGAUGGCGGGCGUGCCGGUCGCGCCCGGACAGGGCUGGAGGUGGCACGGCUCCGGCGCCGCGCUCCUCGCGGGCGCGUACGCCUGCGCGGUCUUUCUGCCCUCGAUCUGGACGGCCCUGGAGCUGGUGGGGGCGACCGCUGUCGUGCUGAUGUCCUUCCUGUGGCCCAUGCUGCUGCUGCUGCGCGUGGAGGGCCCGACGCUCCGCAUGCCCACGCGCGUCGCGGCGUACGCGGUGAUCCUCGCGGGGCUGCUCGUGGCGGCGAUCGGCACGGUGGGGGCUGUCAGGGACAUGCGGAGUGGGGGGGGUGUGGCGGCGCACGCGCCGGUGCACCGCGGGCCGCCGGUGGACCCCGACAACGCGGCGGCUGGCGGCGCGACCGCGCAGCACGUGGUGCGCGGCCUGUGGGAGCUCGUGCGGCGGUGA